Messenger RNA from Xiphias gladius (swordfish), 6081 nucleotides. RefSeq names its product pleckstrin homology-like domain, family B, member 2b (gene phldb2b). Gene Ontology annotation, biological process: regulation of microtubule cytoskeleton organization. Gene Ontology annotation, molecular function: protein binding. Gene Ontology annotation, cellular component: basal cortex. NCBI's taxonomy places the organism in Eukaryota, Metazoa, Chordata, Actinopteri, Istiophoriformes, Xiphiidae. The transcript has 25 exons. The record is from RefSeq and is a predicted model, not a curated record. Bases 297 to 4640 code for a protein of 1447 amino acids.
CUCUACACGCCGCAAUUGGCUGAAGCAGGCGGCUUUUUACGUUUCUGUCUGCCAAAGUGUGUACUCGUGUGUGUGUCAAUGUGACAGGGAAUUAGAAGUCUUUCCUAGACAUCCAGAAGUUGUUCAUGCGGCACAGGAAACGAUAUGCUGUCAAGAAGGAGACUGUAAGCACAAAAGGGAGAAGUGACAGAAUAUUUUCAGGAAUUUUUCAAGCGACAUAAUCCUGGAUCUGGGAGCAGCUACGUAAUUGCGGCAUUUUAUGCUCAGUGACAGAAGUGGCCGGUCCCGCUUCGAUAAUGGACUCUGAGAUUAUGUUUCAACCAGAGUCAGAUCAGAUGUCUCCAGUUAAGCCCAAUUCUUCAACCCUGGACCUGAUCGACACAGGGAAGGGGCUUAAGGUCCAGACAACUACGCCUCAUCUGGUUAGCCUGGGCAGCGGGAGGCUGAGUGUAGCAAUCACCCUGCUGCCACUGAAAGAAGGGGUGACCCGCAUAGGGCGAGAAGAUGCUUCAAUUCCUCAGGAUAUCACUAUCCAGGGGCCUGGCAUUGAGGCGGAGCACUGCAUCAUCAUCAAUGAAGGAGGGGUGGUGACCCUGGACCCCUGUGGUCACCUCUGCAGUUUGGAUGGAGUCCAGAUCAUUGUGCCUACACCACUCACACAGGGUUAUUCCUUGUGUCUGGGUAAAUCCUACUUCUUCCGGUUCAACCAUCCUGAGGAGGCAAGCAGAAUGAAGAGCAUGCUUCCACAAAAGAGCCCUGUGUCCGCUUUAGCCUACAACACUGACUACCUGAAGUUUAGCAGUGACUAUAACUACGAGGUGGUAGGAGGCACCAGCGCUCCUAGGGGCAUGCGUUCAGCCUCUGAACUCCGGGACUUGAUGGACACCCUGCAGCGCAAGAAGCUUGCCCUGGAGAACAGCCUGAGAGCCAACGGGAAUGUUAACCCCUCCUACUUCAGCAUGACACAGUCUCAGCCCACAACACCUAUCACGAGUCCUGCCACAUCCUCAUCAGCCUAUCAGGAACAGGCAAGGCGAUUCUAUGGCUCUGAUUGUCUGCUCAUGUCUUUGAGAUUUGCCCCCCCUCAGCCCCCUGGACAUCAGUCUGACCCUCCUUUUUUCCUGGCCUCCCGUGCCUCAGUUGGCUACAACCAGGACAACACCAGCAUUAGUGAUAGCCGGUGGCUGCACAACCAGGGCUCCUUCCCUUUACUGUCCACAUGUGGUGGAGGCUCUUCAACUUCUGUUGCUGGUAGCGAUAGCUUCCUCCUCUCUCUUCCUCCCUCCUCCUCAUCCCGCACUCCAUCGACAGGAGGUGCAGUCAGCAUGCCCUCAAGCCCCCGUCUUGGACGCCGUAGGUGUGAGAAUCAAGAGCCAUCACCCAGCAGUCAUACCAGGAAAUACUCAGCAGGCUCGCUGAGUGGGAUGAUGGGAGGAGGGCACAGCCGCUCACUGCCACGUCUCUGCCCCUCCCCAUCUCCUUAUGACAACAACAAUAGAGUGCUGACCUUGUCAGCGCUGCCCCCACGGCGAUCCCAUAUUGCUGGGAGUUACAAAUUUAGCAAAGACCAUUACAACAACAAGAGCGAGAAUGCCAGCCCUGACCUCAAACACAACUCUAUCCCUUCCCAGCUGGCCUCCAGAAGGAAUCAAAUCCAGACCACAAGUCAGGAAGAAGGUGUUGUGUCCCUCUCCUCCACAAACUUGCUCUCUACCACUCUCUCCAUCUCUUCCACAACAACCCCACCCGAUGUGACCUUCCCAUCCGGAGUGGGGGGCUCCUUUUCCCCUCGUGUGGCCAAAAAACUCAGCUUGACUUCCUCUAGCUCAGUGGGCUCCAUCAGCUCCAUGAGUUCUAGCCCUCCAGACCCAGAACGGCUGGCUAGCCAUGGAUUCUCCAAAGGAAUGGAGCUGUCUUUGGGGGACACGGAGAGGCGAGGGGCAGAUCUAGAACUCACUGAUGCCCUAGUGCUUGGUCUUGGAGAGAGGACGUCAUCCUUUGGGAAGGCAGGGGUGGAACCUGGGAUGGGGUUGGGUGAAAGGAGGCUGUCAUUUGGAAAGGCAAGAUUGACUCCACCGGGGGGGUUCAGGGAAAGAAGGGGGAGUAUCAGCUCACUCAGUCGGAAGGAGGAGCUGACUGACUACCACCAGCACCAAAAAGAGGAGAGGCUACGUGAGCAGGAGGUGGAGAGACUGGAGCGACAGCGGCUAGAGACCAUAUUGUCUCUGUGUUCGGAGCUGGGCCAGGCUGAGAGGGAUGGAAGUAGCACGACUGCAAGUCCCACUUCAGCUGUGGUGGAUCUCCAAAAGAUCAACCUGGAGCUUGAGAAGCUCCAACUGAACAAUGACAAUGACGACACACCAUCUCUCUUUUUGGACUUUUCAGCUGUCAUUGAAACAACAGGGAAUGGACAAAUGACCUCCCAUGGAUCAGAGAACAGUUACUAUGAUGAUGAUGUACAGUUACAACAGAGGCGCAGAAGUGGUCACCAAGACAAUAGGGCAGAAUCACCCACCGUCACUCUACAAAGCCUCGCCCCCUCACCCUCUCCACAUACACAGAGGAACAAUGAGGCUCUAGAUGAUGCAGCCCGUCACAGCACACAGUACAUGAGGCCUUCAGACGAGGAAGUGAGGCCAGGGGAGGACGAGAGGAACCAUGUGCUGAAUAGCAUGGAGGAGCUGGAGAAAAAGAUCAAAGAGCUGGACAACCAAAUGGAGGAAUCUGCCCGAGAGAUGGAGGUUGAACAAGCUCUGGUGGAGGCUGAGCAGGAGUCAGAGGUAGCUGCUCUCCAACAGGAAAGAGAUGCUUUGGAAGCACUUCACAACAAGAUGGCUGACCUAGAGACCAAGUCCCAACAAGAAAAAGAAAAGGCAUAUGAAUUGCUGCAGGCAGAAAGGGGCAGAGUAGAGAGGUUGGCUCAGAUUGUGUGUGAGCAGCGCUCCCGGCUGGACAGCUGCCCUGAGGCCACCAAGGAGCCCCUUCAGGAGCAGCUAGCCAGGGACUGUGAGGCGCUCGAGGCGGAGGCAAAGCGAUUUGAGGACCUGGAGUUUCAGCAGCUGGAGAGAGAGAGCAGGCAGGACGAGGAGAAGGAGACCUAUACACAGCAGCUUCUGCGGGAGAUCUCAGAUUACCAACGCAGCACAGUUACUCGCAAGGAGCGACUGUUAACUCUGAGUAAGCAGGCAGCACAGAUUACCCAGCAGGCUCAGCGAGAGAAGGAGAGCUUCUUGAUGGAGAGGAGCAACCUUGAAUCAAUGCUGCAAAGGGAGAGAGAAAACAUUGCUAUGUUGGAACGAAAAUAUGUCAACCUCACUGGUGCCCGGCGUUUCUCACUAAGAGAGGGCUAUGUCACAGUCAGUGAAAUCAAUGAGCUUUACUCACAGCUUAGUGGGGGCUCUAAACCCACCCCUGCUCUGGCCAGUGCUUCUGAGUCCAAGGCAAACCCCUCCCCUGAUGACGACACCCCCAAACCACCGGUGGAUGAGCAUUUCCGUUUGCUGGAGGAGAGGAAGAGGUCUGAAAAAGAAGGUGGGUCCCAUCUAAGUGACACAUUACCCAGGAAGAAAGCCACUCCCACCAUGACCCGCCAGUUCAUGUGUGCAACACUGGGACGCAGUUUCCCUACCGAGUCCCAUCCGCCCCUGGUACAGAGCACAAGUUGUGGCAACAUUCUUCCAAAAAUUCACUCAUUAUCCAACAAGGAAACUGAAUCUCGACGUUUGCAUAAAGUGGCGGGGCAUUGUGAUCCAAAAUUGAAGCUGUCAGGGCAAACUGUAUACCCAGAGGACAUGACACAAACAGGUCAGCCUGGCUCUCCAGCAGCUUCCCAGACUAACGUCUACCUUGAUGCCUUUGGGUACCGUGACAACCAGGCCUUUGACACAAUGAGUGUGGACAGUUCUGACUCCAUUGAAACCAGCAUCUCUGCUUGCUCUCCUGACAAUGUCUCCAGUGCCAGUACAUCAAAUGUGGCCAAGCUAGAAGAGAUGGAGCGUCUGCUGAGAGAGGCUCACGCAGAGAAGAACCGCCUUCUUGCACACAAGGAGCGAGAGAUGGAAAUUCGAAAGCAGGUGCUGGAGGAGGAGAGGAGAAGAAGAGAGGAACUGGAGAAAAGGCUACAGGAGGAGAAAAGCAGAUGCCAAAAACUUAUUGACCGUGAGGUAAAACUGCGAGAGAAACAAAGGGCACAGUCUCGGCCAUUAACUCGGUACUUGCCAGUGAGAAAGGAUGAUUUUGACUUGCGGGCUCACAUUGAGUCGGCUGGCCACAGCACGGACACAUGCUUCCACUUGUCCAUCUCUGAAAAGACCUGUCGAGGCUACUUGGUCAAGAUGGGAGGCAAAAUCAAAACCUGGAAGAAACGCUGGUUUGUCUUUGACCGCAACCGACGCACACUCUCCUACUAUGCAGAUAAGCAUGAAGUCAAGCUGAAAGGAGUCAUCUACUUUCAAGCUAUUGAAGAAGUUUAUUAUGAUCACCUGAAAAAUGCACAUAAGAGUCCAAACCCCUCCCUGACCUUCAGUGUUAAGACUCAUGACAGGGUCUACUACAUGGUUGCUCCCUCUCCUGAGGCCAUGAGGAUCUGGAUGGAUGUAAUCGUCACAGGUGCUGAGGGAUACACCCAUUUCAUGGUGUAGUGAAGAGGUUAUAGCAGCAUGAUAUGCCAACAUGCUAUGGCUCUUUGUGGCUUUAGUUUUCUAUUUCUUUUUUUCCUUGGACUUUAAGUGUCUGGAUGGAUAUUGUGGGUAUUUAUGCUGAAGAAUGAAGACAGUUUCAAUUGUGUUGAGACAGCUGCCUUGAGUUACUCGAGAUAAUUUUGUAACAUUUAAUCUGCAUCAUUGGAUGGGCAGGGUUUAAAAUUGUAUGCAGAGAAUUAAUGUGAAAAUUGAGGGCAGAUAUAAGAUAAUAAUUUUAACAUUUUUAGUCAAUCAUGCUCAGUCCAAAAAAAAGUAAUGAUGUUCAGGAGAUUUGCACUAGUGCUAUGGUGAUUUACAGUGCCUUGCAGUGGGCUCAGGUAUAACUUAAGGAAUGUUUUAAAAAUAUUGACCUGAUUUACGAUUAUAUUGGCUUAUUAUAACCCAUUUUCUUCAGAAAAGAGCACUCUGUGACUCAGUAGUUCUCUUUUAGCCAGUUGGAGCUCUUUAUUAUGUCCAUAUCAACAUCUCGUUAUUAACAUCAAUUAGUAAUACAUAAUAGUGAAUCAAUAGCUGUGUUUAUAGCUGUGUUUAAGUGGCAAAAAAAAAAAACCCUGAACAAUUUUAAUAUGUCAUGGAAGAACUAAAUUUUGUGAUCAGUUUAAUCGAUAUUUGGUAAUUUCAGGUGUGUUGUGAUCAUUUUUAUUCCAUUUCACAUGUACAAAAUAAAUAAUGCAUAUUAAUUUAGUAAAGGUAGUUGAGAAAAUUGAAUUUAACUUUUUUUUAUCUUAGUUUAAUUUCAUGCAUCAUUACUGUGGAAUUAUCAGAUCUUAACUGUUUGCAUGUGUGUAUGCAUUCAUUAUAUGAUUAUAUGUGAAUUUAUAUAUAUACAGUAUAUGUUAAUGAAAUUUCCGUUUUAUGUGUACACUUUAUGUACAUGUCUAUUUACUUUGAGCUUCUAAUGAAGUUCCAAGUUGCUGUUCUUACAUGCUGAAUGACACUAAUAAUCCAAGCCACCUCAGAUUUAAAUUGGGGUAUAGUUAUAAACUCAAAAUGGUGAUUCUUAGUCAUUUUUAAAAUGGAUUGUUGUGCUGGCUUUACAAUAGUGUCACCAAAGGCUCAGAAAUGAAGCUGAAACAACUGUUAAAACUUAGUUAGUGUCAGGCAAAUGACUCAUUUUUCCAUAUAAGGAGUUAAAAAAAGGUAGAUGAAUAGUGACUUUUAAUAAGGCACAGAAUUUUGAUGUUUGUACAUUUUGUUUGUUAUUUUGUGGUUUGUUUUAAAACAGUUAUGAAGUUAAUGAUCUGUUAUCAUCUAAAGAUGCCUGUUUGUGCCAUUUUAUUAUCAUAUUUUGUGUGACAUGCUUUUUGACAUGCGUAUUAUCUAUAUUUUACAGCUACAUGUGUCCAUAUACUAAAUUCCAAAAACAAAUGUUGAAAUAAUG